AUGCGUCCGACAUAUCGACCGUUUAGGUAUACCGGGAAAACCUUCGAUGGUGCGCGCGGAUUCUCUACUGGCGGAGAACCGCUAGUCACUACUGGAGGGCUUCAUUUCUACCGGAAUAAACAAAUGGAGGUGUAUGCUGCCAAGCCAGCGCACAGGCUUUCAUUAAGACAACUACUUUUCUUCGGUCGGCAAAUGGACCAGGGGCGAAUACUCAAAAGCGCAAACUAUGUGAGAACGGAGCUACCCGUGAGAAUAGCGCAUCGGAUUAGAGACCUGCAAGCACUACCCUACGUGGUGGUGAAACAAGAAUGGGUAGCGAAAGUUUACGAGGCAACUUUACUGGAGCUCCGGAAAUAUCCAGAAAUUCAUACGCAGAAUGAUAACCAAGAGUUUUGCAAGUUCUUGAGAGGAAUUCUUGAUGAGCACGCUCCGGUUAUUCCUUGGAUAUCGUUGGGCCUCUCGCUCUCUUCUCAUCAAAUGGUUCCAGAGCAAUUAGACGCAUUCAUGCGUCGCAUGCUUGUUUCUCGGAUAUCCCGCCGCGUGCUUGCAGAACACCAUCUCGCACUUACCGAGGGACUUGCUCAGGGCGAUAUCCCCCCAGAGAGCCCAGAACGGCCUCAAGGCGCAGACGCCAACUUUGAGACUCUGAACGAUUUACAACCCACAGACCCACCUUCCAAAUCGGACUGGCGAUGGCCAGAAGUGAUCCUCGAUGGCGACCUCGAUACAAAAUUUGCUUAUAUCAAAGAGCAUUUCGAGUAUAUUGUGUUUGAAUUGCUAAAAAAUGCCAUGCGGCAUACCGUUCUACGAAACGGAGGUCUGGGCGAGCCCGCGCCCAUCCGCGCCACGAUCGUGGCAGGUCCCGAUAUCAUGAACGUGCGGAUCUCCGACCAAGGGGGAGGACUCCGAUCGAGCAGUAGCCAAACAGCCCACGACAUGUUCUCGUUCUCGCACGUGCGGAACGCAACGAGAUUACAUGACGAGAGGUUAGGGGCUCUGCGUCAUCUCAGUUCGAGUGGACGAGGGCUAAGAGCGACGGUCGACGAACAAAUCGCAAGAUGGAAUGAAAGCGCCAACAAUCGACCGCUCGUCGGAAGAAUGGGACUCGGAUUGCCAUUGAGCAAUAUCUAUGCGACGUACUUCGGGGGAUCGCUGGAUCUCGUGAGUAUGGAUGGGUGGGGUACAGACGUGUAUCUUAUGCUACCACGUCUCGGCACAAAUCUGGAAGGUCUAGAGGUCUAA
Rhizoctonia solani is the source of this 1242-nucleotide messenger RNA. RefSeq names its product alpha-ketoacid dehydrogenase kinase. The coding region runs from base 1 to 1242 and encodes 413 amino acids. Gene Ontology annotation, biological process: regulation of glucose metabolic process; protein phosphorylation. The transcript has 11 exons. Gene Ontology annotation, cellular component: mitochondrion. Gene Ontology annotation, molecular function: pyruvate dehydrogenase (acetyl-transferring) kinase activity. The record is from RefSeq and is a predicted model, not a curated record. Lineage: Eukaryota; Fungi; Basidiomycota; Agaricomycetes; Cantharellales; Ceratobasidiaceae.